AAGUAUUUAAUAAUAAUGUUUUUAACAGUUUUUAACAUUCAGGAGGCCCCUCCCACACCAGGAGGCCCCUCCCACAUUAUGAUGCCCCUGCCACACCACAGGCCCCUCCCACACCAGGAGGCCCCUCCCACAUUAUGCAUGAUGGGCCCCUCCCACAUCAUGCAUCAUGGGCCCCUCCCACAUCAGGAUGCCCCUCCCACAUCAUGCAUCAUGGGCCCCUCCCACAUCAGGAUGCCCCUCCCACAUCAUGCAUCAUGGGCCCCUCCCACAUCAGGAUGCCCCUCCCACAUCAGGAUGCCCCUCCCACAUCAUGCAUCAUGGGCCCCUCCCACAUCAGGAUGCCCCUCCCACAUCAUGCAUGAUGGGCCCCUCCCACAUCAUGCAUCAUGGGCCCCUCCCACAUCAUGCAUCAUGGGCCCCUCCCACAUCAGGAUGCCCCUCCCACAUCAUGCAUCAUGGGCCCCUCCCACACCACAUGUCAUAGGCCCCUCCCACAUCAAGAUACCCCCUCCCACAUCAUGCAUUAUAGGCCCCUCCCACAUCAUGCAUCAUAGGCCCCUCCCACAUCAUGCGUCAUGGGCCCCUCCCACAUCAGGAUGCCCCUCCCACAUCAUGCAUCAUGGGCCCCUCCCACAUCAGGAUGCCCCUCCCACAUCAUGCAUCAUGGGCCCCUCCCACAUCAGGAUGCCCCUCCCACAUCAUGCAUCAUGGGCCCCUCCCACAUCAUGCAUCAUGGGCCCCUCCCACAUCAGGAUGCCCCUCCCACAUCAUGCAUCAUGGGCCCCUCCCACAUCAUGCAUCAUAGGCCCCUCCCACACCAUAUGUCAUAGGCCCCUCCCACAUCAAGAUACCCCCUCCCACAUCAUGCAUUAUAGGCCCCUCCCACAUCAUGCAUCAUAGGCCCCUCCCACAUCAUGCGUCAUAGGCCCCUCCCACACCACAUGUCAUAGGCCCCUCCCACAGCAUGCGUCAUAGGCCCCUCCCAUAUCGUGCAUCAUAGGCCCCUCCCACAUCAGGAUGCCCCUCCCACACCACGUCAUAGGCCCCUCCCACAUCAUGCGUCAUAGGCCCCUCCCACACCACGUCAUAGGCCCCUCCCACAUCAUGACUCAGAGACCUUGUGACACCACAGGACUUUAAUUUUACUUUUGAUUCCCAAAAUAUGAAAAGACUUCACUGUAGAACUCCGAGUACUCCGAGUACUCUGAGUAUUAGUACUUUAAAGUGUAAUAUAUAUAUUUCUGCUGACAAUGUUUCUAUUUUUGAAACAAUAAAGUUUGUUUCUGCUCACUGAA
Perca fluviatilis (European perch) is the source of this 1295-nucleotide messenger RNA. RefSeq names its product extensin-like. Lineage: Eukaryota; Metazoa; Chordata; Actinopteri; Perciformes; Percidae. The record is from RefSeq and is a predicted model, not a curated record. The transcript is spliced from 6 exons. Bases 16 to 900 code for a protein of 294 amino acids.